UCGUUCGCGAUCCUUCUUUUUCUUUAUUCCCCCGGCGCACGAUAGCGCCAUCGCUUUCGUUUCGCGGUUGGUAACCGUCUCUCUUUCAUCACCGUAUUUAUUUCCAUUCACAGAACCAACAAACUCUCUCUCUCUCUCUGAUUCUUCUUCACUGUUCUCUCUCUGAGCAAAACCGAGGAUCCCUCAUAGUAUUGCUGCCAGCUAGUGCCCGAGUUUCAGUUUAAGCUUGGAUAGAAUGGAACUAUUAAGAUUUUACUUUGCUUUGAAGAGUUUUCAUGUGAUAUAUUAGUUGAAGACUUUUUUAUAUUAAUAAAAAAAGGCAGGUCAAAUAUUGGCUAAUGUGGAUGGGGCAUUCAUCUAUGUACAAGCGCACUCCUUCGAGAGAUAAUUCAAACAUGGAGGACGUGGAAGAAAACUCAGAUCUUUUAGACAUCGGCCUGGACAAGGGAACCUCAAAUCCUUCAUUGAUGCUUUCUUUACCGCAUGUACUUGUGGCGACCAUUUCUUCAUUCCUUUUUGGAUACCAUCUUGGAGUUGUUAAUGAACCACUUGAGAGCAUUUCUGUGGAUCUUGGUUUCCGUGGAAAUACAUUGGCAGAAGGUCUGGUGGUGAGCAUAUGUCUUGGUGGUGCCUUGAUUGGAUGUCUACUAAGUGGUUGGAUUGCUGAUGGGGUGGGGCGUCGUAGGGCUUUCCAAUUGUGUGCUCUGCCAAUGAUAAUUGGUGCUUCUAUGAGUGCGGCAACAAACAACUUGUUUGGCAUGCUUGUAGGAAGGUUGUUUGUUGGGACUGGCUUGGGCCUGGGCCCUCCUGUUGCCUCUCUGUAUGUGACAGAGGUUUCUCCUGCUUUUGUGCGGGGCACCUUUGGAGCUUUCAUCCAGAUUGCCACAUGCCUUGGUCUAAUGGGAGCUUUAUUUAUUGGAAUCCCUGUCAAAGAAAUAUCUGGAUGGUGGCGGGUUUGUUUUUGGGUAUCUACCAUUCCAGCUGCUAUACUUGCCACAGCUAUGGUCUUCUGCGCAGAGAGUCCACAUUGGUUAUACAAGCAAGGAAGAACUGCUGAAGCAGAAGCUGAGUUUGAGAGGCUUCUUGGUGUAUCAGAAGCAAAAUUUGCAAUGUCAGAGUUAUCCAAGGCAGAUAGAGGAGACGAUAGUGAUAGUGUGAAGCUGUCGGAAUUGCUUCAUGGUCGUCAUUCUAAAGGUAUGCAUUUUUCCUGGUUUGUCUCUGGGAUAGUUGUGACUUGUGAGUGUAUUUGCCAUUGUUGUUAUCUGGUCACUGGUUUCCUUAGGUUUCCAAAAGUUAUUUUUUAUUCACAAGUUCGUUUUGCAGUUGUUUUUAUUGGAUCAACCCUAUUUGCUUUACAACAGCUAUCUGGUAUAAAUGCUGUGUUUUAUUUCUCUUCAACUGUUUUUAAAAGUGCUGGAGUGCCAUCAGACAUUGCAAAUGUCUGCAUAGGAAUUGCCAAUUUGGCAGGAUCUAUCGUUUCAAUGGGUUUGAUGGAUAAGCUUGGAAGGAAGGUUCUACUUUUCUGGAGUUUCUUUGGCAUGGCAAUAGCAAUGAUCCUUCAAGCCACAGGAGCAACUUCACUUGUAUCAAACAUGGGAGCUCAGUACUUUUCUGUUGGUGGCAUGUUCCUGUUUGUCUUAACAUUUGCUCUCGGAGCUGGCCCAGUUCCAGGUCUCCUUCUACCAGAAAUCUUUCCUAGUCGAAUAAGAGCCAAAGCCAUGGCAGUCUGUAUGUCAGUGCAUUGGGUGAUAAAUUUCUUUGUUGGACUACUGUUCUUGCGUUUGCUGGAGAAACUUGGUCCACAGCUGCUUUACUCUAUGUUUGCUACCUUUUGCAUCAUGGCAGUAAUUUUUGUAAAAAGAAAUGUGGUGGAAACCAAAGGGAAGUCACUUCAUGAAAUCGAGAUCGCACUUCUACCCCAAGACUAGAGCAUCUUAUGAAGCUCUAUUCAUUGAUUGCUCUAAUUCUGCAUACUUCCAGCUGAGCAGAUUGUGUUUCAUCUAUUAUGGUUGACCUUAACAGUACAAGGGGAAGCUCAACGCAGGAACUAUGCAUUGUUUUGCUGCAAUAUUUGUACGAAAGAGGUUUAGGUAUUAUGGCUAGCUGUGAUGUAGUAGGUGGUACUAUUAGCGGCUUACUUACGACACGACACCCUUCUGUUGUUACUCGAGCCUUGUGAUUCUCUGAUUUGGCAUCCACUUAAAGGGAGACAUAAUUCAUCAAGGGGGAUCUAUGCAUCCCAUAAUAUUUCCUUAAAUGUACUACUUUAUGUAAUAUUAUAUACGCUUCUGUACGUGACAUUAUUUUUAAUCGCUUGAAUUUUGUCCCAUUUUGGAUACGAAGUAGUCUAGCGUGUAAAUUCUGUCUGCAGAGUUUAUCGAUGGGCGAAAGCUUCGUGAGCUUAAGAAAUAGCUAUGAUCCGUAAUUCACCUCAUGAGGUUGAUUUAUGUAAAUCAAAAGUUGCCUCCAAGGUUAAUUGGUACUUCCACAAAACUAGUGGAAUAAUUAUAAGAAUCCUGAAUCUGAGUUUGGUAGUUUAAUUCAACAUUGUAUUCGGCUGUUUCAUCAAAAUCCAACCUUUUCCAA
Glycine soja is the source of this 2586-nucleotide messenger RNA. Its product is annotated as probable plastidic glucose transporter 2. Bases 339 to 1928 code for a protein of 529 amino acids. The transcript has 13 exons. Gene Ontology annotation, molecular function: hexose transmembrane transporter activity. Gene Ontology annotation, cellular component: membrane. Gene Ontology annotation, biological process: monosaccharide transmembrane transport. NCBI's taxonomy places the organism in Eukaryota, Viridiplantae, Streptophyta, Magnoliopsida, Fabales, Fabaceae. The record is from RefSeq and is a predicted model, not a curated record.